Messenger RNA from Pyrus x bretschneideri (Chinese white pear), 959 nucleotides. Its product is annotated as DNA glycosylase/AP lyase ROS1-like. Gene Ontology annotation, molecular function: DNA N-glycosylase activity; DNA demethylase activity. Bases 431 to 937 code for a protein of 168 amino acids. The record is from RefSeq and is a predicted model, not a curated record. The transcript has 8 exons. Lineage: Eukaryota; Viridiplantae; Streptophyta; Magnoliopsida; Rosales; Rosaceae.
UGACGAUUCAAUAUAAUCUCCGUGCCAUAAAAUUGUUGCUUUCCAGUUUACAGAAUGUAUUAAGACAAAUAUUACUGAUUGAUUAGAGUACUAAUCUUCGACAGGUAUGAAUUACAUUGCCAAAUGAUUACAUGCGGCAAGGUUUUCUGUAGAAAAAAUCAACCAAAUUGCAACGCAUGUCCGAUGAGAGAAGAGUGCCAACACUUUGCAAGUGCAAGGAGUGAAGGGGACAUUGAAGAUUUGUGCGUAAAGGUUCACGAUAAGAAUCUUACAAUCAAAGUCAAUCCUAAACGGUGUAAAAUUGUAAAGGCUGAUCAUACACAAAGUAAGCAGAAGUGUUUCGACCGAACAAGUGAGUCGCUUCAAGAAGGUGUCAUGUCAAAAUCUAGUGCUCCAGUUCCAACUAGUCGCAGCACCCAGAUCGAAGCGCAUGAGCCAAUUUAGGACAAAGCAUCAAGUCUUAGAACUUCCAGACGCUCACCACAUUUUGAAAGGGCUAGAGAGAAGAGAACCUGAUGAUCCCUGCCCUUACCUUCUUGUUGUAUGGUCAUCUGGUAAACUAUCCAAUCCUGUUGGAUCAACUGAAGGUCAAACCACUUGCUCUGAUGAGAAUGGACAAUUUUUGGGCGGCAAUGGUGCAGACACUGCCCAGACUGUUCUAGGAACAAUUUUGAUACCAUGUCGCACGGCAAUGCGAGGAACUUUUCCUCUCAACGGAACAUACUUUCAAGCUAAUGAGGUGCUAGCUGAUUAUAAAACAAGUGAAAACCCAAUCGAUGUUCCUGUGUCAUCGAUACAACAUUUGAGGAGACGAACACUAUAUUGUGGAAACAGUGUUUCGGGAAUGUUUAUAGGUAUAUGUAUGUGUUUUGGAAUUGAUUACAGUGGUUGGAAAAUUUUGCUUGUUAGCUUACAUUCUCCGUACCAGGUUUAUUGACCAAAGAAAUCCGGGACAGCUU